This is a messenger RNA of Dacryopinax primogenitus, 513 nucleotides long. RefSeq lists its product as uncharacterized. NCBI's taxonomy places the organism in Eukaryota, Fungi, Basidiomycota, Dacrymycetes, Dacrymycetales, Dacrymycetaceae. The coding region runs from base 1 to 513 and encodes 170 amino acids. The transcript has a single exon. The record is from RefSeq and is a predicted model, not a curated record.
AUGUCCAAAGUCCUCUGCAAUUGUGGGUGUGGUCAGAUGGUGGCAGGGUCAACUCAGCAUCUGCACAUGAAGCACAACAAGGAAGAAGAACUACAGAAGAUUGUCAGCCAGCAAGAAGAGCACUUAAAACAAGAGGAAUGCCAACAGCAUGUCCAAAGCUUUCUCAUGUGUUUCCACAAGAAGAAAAAGCCCUCCCUGGACCUCCAGAUGGAGGUUGAGGUAGAGGAGACAGGACCCAAAUUGGAAGAGGUCAAAAUCGAGGUCCCCCAGGUGUUAGAAGAUGGUCCGCCAUUGCUGGAGCCCCAGGAUGUUGACUGGGAGAUGGCAGAGGUGGGGGAGGGAGAGGAUGUGGUUGUGGAGGAGGGGGAGGAGGGGGAGAAGGGCAAGGAUGUGGAGGAUGUGGUCAUGGAGGAUGAGGAGGAUGAGGAUGAGGAUGAGGAGGAAGAGCUGGAGCUGGAGAACUUCAGCAAUAAGUUCAGGCUCAAAUGGCAAAUGAUACCUGGUGAGUAUUGA